AUGAAGUGUUUCGGUCUUCUUCUUGUGUUGCUGUUGCCCGCAUUUGGCUGGUGGUGUGAAACAAGCGAUCGUCACGGCUGCCGGGGGCAGUCGAGACAUUUUGUCCGAGAGGCAGCAGUGGCAAAUCCAUUUUUGGUGUUCCAGGACAUCAAAACAAGCGUUUAUGAGGAGCCCAUUGUCGUGGAUUGGGAUGAUGAUGGCGAUUUAGAUGUGAUCUUGAGGAAACAGAAGGGACUUUCACUUUUUGAGUUCAAGUCAGGGAGGCGCUUUGUGGAAAUUGAGCCCAAUCCGUUCCAUGGCAUUUCUGCUGGAGUCUGCCGACCUGCCGUUGUAGACUGGGAUGGGGACGGAGUUUUGGACUUGAUCGUCGGAGCUGAGGACGGAAUCAGAUACUAUCAGAAGGGGCUAGGCUACAAACUUCAUCAGAGAAUAGGAGCGGAGAACCCCUUUGAACACAUACGGACGCAGAAGGGAUAUUGUUCCGACGUCUCCGUCGCAGACUGGGAUGGUGAUGGCGACUUGGACUUUCUUCUAUCUGAUCCCUUGAGGCCAAUGCAAUACUUUGAGCAAUCCCAAGGCCAGCUUGUGCUUCGAGAGGGUCCGAACAGAUCAGAAUACAGUAGCCCGUUCUUUGAAAUUGCGAAUCAAACAGUCACACAUAGACCUAUCAUGGCAGACUGGAAUGGAGAUGGAAACAUGGACUUACUGUUGUUGGCAAAGUUCCUUGGCAGGGCCACGUUGAAUAUUUCUCAGCAGUCUCACUGCACUUCCUAUUUGUAUGAACAACACAAGACUGGCGGAAAGACAAUGUUGGUGUUCAAAGACGAACCGUUUUUCCAGAACAAGGGGUGCAGUUCAUUUGAUGGCUCUGGUGCAUCACUUGUGGAUGUGGACGGGGAUGGUCAUUUGGAUGCAAUCUUUGGAUCGUUCCUGGGGCCAUUGCAUGUCUAUAAGCGCACUUCUGCAGGCCUCGUCAAGCCAAACGAAUUCCCGUCGAAUUCGAUCCCACUCGACAUGAUUCAACUGGAGUCAGAGAGUAAGCGUAAUCAAAUUCAUUUCCUGCACCCAGUCCUUGCAGACUGGGAUUUGGAUGGUGACCUUGAUCUUGCUUUGCUUCAUCUACAAGGAGAAAAUCAUCCUGAAAAGAACCGUUACUUUGUUCACCUCCCAGACAACACUGUCACAGAGCUGAACGGGCCGCCAAACAACUCGUGCCCGAUCAAUUGGGGCCAAGAUUUCAGCAUGGCUGAUUUUGACGGAGACGGAAAGAAGGACCUCGUGGGUUUCGACGGAGUAGAAACUGUUGUUUGUCUUCAGACUUCUUCUGGUUUUGUAGUGCUAGAGCCUGAGAAGAUCCCUUUCAACUACCCAUCCCACUGCCCGCAAUGCUUGACAGAUUUCUCCCAGUUCCCUUGGAGUGGCGUUGAUAAUUUUCCAGCCUUUCUAGACUGGGAUGGUGAUGGGGACGUGGACGUGCUCAGAAAGAAUCUGGCAGACAAGGUCUAUUUGUAUGAGCAGCUGUCCAAUGGCACAGUUUUCGCUCAUCCUCUCCCCCUUCCCUCAGCGCACGACUUUUCAGCUGCAGAUUUUGAUGGAGACGGUGAUGUUGACAUCAUGAUUAUCCCACCCAACUCAGACAGCUGUUUGUAUUUUGAGCGACGUGGUGACGGGAGCCUUGAGCAGUUGUUUGGCUCUGACAACCCUUUCAACGGUAUGUGCCAGGGAACGUCUGAUUUCCCCAUGCAAGGCAAUGGCCUUCAUGCUUCGUUGGGGGACUGGGAUGGAGAUGGUGAGAAAGAUCUGGUUGUGAUGGAUGCUUUCAAAGUGACGUUGUGGACCAGUCGACCGAUGGAAAGUUUUGUCGAAGUGAUUGAAAAGGAAAGUCCAUUCGGAAAGUUUCGGUUCUCCAAAGCAUCACGGGUGAGUCUCGUCGAUGUGAAUGAUGAUGGGAGGUUGGACGUAGUCGUGCCGCCGCAGUCCUACCUCUUGGGAAUUAUGAGAGGGUAUGCAACAUACGGUUAUUUCAAGUCUGGAGCCAGUGGAUUGCUGGUAGAACAGCUGGGUGAAGCGAAUCCAUUUGACAAGGUUGCCUACAACACAACAAAUAGCAAUAGAAAUAGACAAUCGUCCUUAGCUGGACAGCAACUAAUUGUGGAUCUCGAUGGUGAUGGAGAUUUGGACAUAGUCCAUGGAGAUCUGCAGUACACACGAAAUGAUGGCGGUCAUUUCACACACUUGAAUCCCUCUGACCCUGGUCACCCGUUUAGGGGGAUCCAAGACGGAGAAACAACAUGCUCGACUUUUGUGGAUUGGGAUAGAGAUGGAGACCUUGAUUUGGUGCAAGCCUAUCUGCCUGGAGGGAAUACUUUUUAUGAAGCCAGGCUGCACCAAGCCUGGGUAGGAACAGUCAUUGUUGAAAUGUUGCGCAAUGGGACCAGCCGGGCCGAGCGUGUGGCAUGGUAUAAGAAGAACACGCAUCGCCGGAUGCGCUUGUAUCUCAAUGCUGGCAUGAGUUUCCAAGAAGUCACAGGAUCGGCAAGUCCUUUCCACGAUAUCUACUUGCAGUUGAGAAACGAUUCGGUAUGCCCUACCUUCGUGGACCUUGAUAAAGAUGAUGUCUUGGAAUUAGUCUUCGGAAGCUUCAAUGGAAAACUGCAGUAUUUUAGGCAGCAGAAUGGUACCUUUCAGCACGUUGAGGAGACGCCUUUUGCUGACUUGUCCAUUAAAAUUUCCCCUUCGGGUGUCCUCAUGCCUCGCUUCGUAGAUUGGGAUGGCGAUGAUGACAUGGACUUGGUGAUCACAGGAUUAGACAAGGUGCGAUUCUUUCAGCGCGGCGUUUGCAAGCCCUCUGCCUCAUACUGCAAAUCUGGAGUCUGUAAUCAGCGGACCUCGACGUGCACAUGUGAUGCUGGCGCAGAAGGACAAGACUGCAGCCUUUGCGGCAACUUCUAUGUCCGUGAGAAGGGCAAAUGUAGGCCAUGUCCUGGCCAUAAUGAACUGGCAAGUACUUGCAGCCGGAGAGGUGUUUGUGAAGAUGAUGCAGAUGCAAGAAACAAAAGGCUUGCGAAGAAUCUGACCGGCUUCGAAGUGACUUCUGCUAGAGGAACUGGCCAAUGCACAUGUUCGCAGCCUUUUUUUGGGCAUGGCUGCCAAGAGGGGCAGUGCCCAGCUGGAGAGCACUUGGACAGACAUGCAAAAGUGGAUAGGGCUACCGAAAAGUAUUCUCAGUGGGAAGUUUGUGCGCCUUGCGAAUCUGGCAAAUUCAAGAAUUUCUCAGGCAACGAGGAAUGUUCUUUUUGCCCAGAUGGGCAUGUGCCACUGAACCGCACCAGCUGUGUUCCUUGCGCUUCUGGCACUGUCUCAUCUCGAGACAACCCUGAGACAUGUACACCUUGUCCUGAAGGCUCCGUCCCAAACAGACAGACGAAUACUUGUGAGGAGUGCACGGGUCCAACCUACGCAUUUGAAGGAGAUGAGUCUUGCAGGAAGUGUUUCUUUCCAGCUUUGAUCUUGACGGGCGACGAGAAUUUGUGUACCCCAGUCUAUACGGUGCUCUUUCUGUUUGCAUCUAUCCUCUUGGCAGUGUUUGUACUGGCGAUCUUCGGAAGGUUGCGCGUUGAAUGUCUCAAAAGGCGACUCAAGAAACUUGUUGCCGCAAGGAAUUGGAAGGAUUUGCAUACCACACAGGCCAGACCACUGGAAUAUGGCCUUUGGCAGCAUAGAGCCUGCAAGCUGCUUGCGCUUCGCAAGGCUGAGGUGAAGUCGCGAUCUUUGCAGCUGGGUGUCUCUCUCGACUACGUCUUCAGCAAGCUGGAGGAUACCUACAAGGAGAAGGCACAGCAGGCCGAGUGGCGAGUGGAUGUUUGGGGCCCAACGACACAGAGCGGUUUCUUGGUGAGGGUCCGCAACUGUGGAGAUGCAGUUGAUCCCGAGUCUGCCUGGCCUACGCUGUCUAUUUGUGAUCGCCCAGAAGACCCAAACUUUCAUCAGGUAGCGGCGCUGUUGGCUUAUGGACCAUGGGCUUUGGGCAAGGGUCUGUGCUGCCCACGUGAUGGGUUGGCAGAUUGCAGCCUUGUCGACGCACUGGAAACGGAAUGCAACAGCGCAAAGGCGACUUGGUUCCUCUCCUGGGUCUGGAACUACAAAUUCACUACUGUGCUGAAGGCUCUGGCACGGUGGUGGCAAAGGCAUCGCAUGGUCUUAGGAGCAACAGAUCAUGGAAAGGGCAUUUACAUCUGGUGGUGUUUAUUCGUUAACAAUCAGUUCCGGCUUUUGGAGGAUGGCCAGACACAAGACACCAACGACUUCUUCCAUGUCUUUGGCCAACAAGUGGAGGGUAUUGGAAAGAUGCUGAUGUGCUUGGACCAAAUAAGAGGAAGCCAAUACACAUCGCGCAUUUGGUGUAUCUUCGAGGUGUUCGUAGCGUGUCAGAGGAGCAUUCCGACCACCGUCAUUCUGCCAGAGCUGGAGGUUGGUGCCAUUGAAACUUUGGAGGCCAGAGCUUCAGUCCAAGCAGAUGCGGAUGCCAUCAAAGAACGCAUCCAAAAAGAACAUCAAUCCUUUGAGUAUGUGAACCAGACUGUGGAGCAAGCCCUGUGGUGUGAAGUCAUAAAAUUCUUGAAGCAGUCUCAACAAGAACCUGAAGAGAUCGAACUGUCAACACAAACGCCUCAAGACUCGGACCUUUCGACCAGCUCAGCUCCCAUUUCAGCCAUACUUUCUGCCGACUCACAGUGCGGUCUCCAAUGAAUUACAGGCAGACAGCCGAUGGGUGCAGUCUCAAGAUCCGACAAGGCUCAAGUGCUCAAGUUUGGCAGCCAACAAAUUGACUGGACCCUCAGUCAAUCUUUUCUGAGCCACGGGCCUUAAACUUUUUAAGAUGCUGUCAGUCCUGCACAGAGCUUGACUUUCAGUCUUUGUUGUCUAGCCUCGGCCGCACGGCUACCUUGCACGUGGGUUGAAUCUGAGUCUUAAGAUUUGG
Molecule: messenger RNA, 4981 nt
Organism: Cladocopium goreaui
Lineage: Eukaryota; Dinophyceae; Suessiales; Symbiodiniaceae
Source: the annotation of a GenBank genome assembly